CAUCCCACCUGUUCAGCUUCGCCCCUCGUCGCUGCGCUCUGCGACUGCGUUGACUGAUACCAUUUUGCUUCAAUGUCUUCCCCGGCGCCGCAUCGCUCGCAGCGCCCCUCUGCUACCCCGCGGAGGAGUACACGAAAUUCCCAAAUCCCCUCCAGCCCAGCGCCGGAAGGGCCCGAUGCUCAGCUGCACUCUGAGGCAUCGCAGGCCUCGCAGCGCGGCUUCAACGCAACCCCACGGGCGAACCGUCUCCAGGCGCCGUCAACACAGUCGCCGCUGUUCUAUCGCUCCUCUCCGGGGACACAGUCGACCUCAGGGGCUGCAAACAAUGCCCCAGAGAGUGACGGUGGUGCGACGCCCAAAGCGAGCGGAGUAACAAUUGGAGAUUCUUCUCCCAUCCGAUACGCCUCCAGCUCCAGCCCAGGACGUGCCCGCCAUGCCCAUAACACGGAUAUCCGAAGCAGCAGUAGCGCGCUUUUCGUUCGCGACCCCGGCAGUACAGCAGCCCGGAACAGGCGCAGCGACAUCCACUCUGACAUUCUCGGCCCUAGUUCUACGGGCAGACGCCGCAGGCUGUUUGUUGACGAGAAUGGCAUGGCUGUGGAGAACUCUGAUGCACCAACCUUCUCGAAUCUGAACCCUGACACUUCGGAUGCGGAAGUCCUAGGAGGAAACUCGUCGAGGUUCAUUUGGGGCACCAACAUCUCCAUUGCGGAUGCCCUGAGUGCCAUGAAAGAUUUUCUCUUCAACUUCCAGAGGAAAUACCGCUUGAUCCAGGACGGAGAGCUCGCAGAAGGUGCUAGCCUAUCUGCUGACGACCCGGCAAUGGCCAGAGAGUACAUUGAGAUGAUGAAGGCCAUGCUUGAGAUGGGUGUGACACCUCUGAAUUUAGAUGCACGCAACUUGAAGGCCUAUCCUCCCACCAGGAAGCUAUGGCACCAACUCCAAGCUUUCCCAAGUGAGAUCAUCCCCAUCAUGGAUACAGCAAUCAAAGAUGCCAUGAUCGAACUUGCUGAGAGACGCAUGGCAGAGCUACGAGUGCAGCUGUCUCAGGCCCAGCGAGGACCCGAACGUGGUCAUAAUUCGAGUUCGCUCCCGCCUAUGUUCAGUUCAGAUGCUCCGACCCCUGGCGCGCCAUCGCCUGGAGGUGCGGCGCUAGAUAUCCCAGACCUUGUAAGGGAGGUUGACCAGAAGACAUACCGCGUUCGUCCCUUUGGCUUGGACAAAUCUGUCAACCUGCGAGACCUGAACCCGGGAGAUAUGGACAAACUUGUGAGCGUGAAGGGUCUGGUCAUUAGAGCCACACCAAUUAUCCCAGAUAUGAAGGACGCGUUCUUCAAAUGCUCCGUCUGUAACCAUACCGUGAGGGUGGAUAUUGACCGUGGCAAGAUCACUGAGCCUACCCGUUGCCCUCGUCCAGUCUGCGAGUCCUCCAAUUCGAUGCAGAUUGUUCACAACCGCUCAGGUUUUGCGGACAAACAGGUAAUCAAGCUUCAGGAAACUCCGGACAGUGUGCCGGAUGGUCAAACGCCACAUUCAGUGUCUCUCUGUGUGUACGACGAGCUUGUCGAUGUGUGCAAGGCUGGUGAUCGCGUUGAAAUCACCGGUGUAUUCAAGAGCGAUCAGGUCCGUAUCAACCCCCGUCAACGGUCUGUGAAGAACAUCUUCAAAACCUACGUCGAUGUAUUGCAUAUCCAGAAAGUCGACAAGAGGCGUAUGGGAAUCGACGUUUCCACGAUCGAAGAGGAGCUCGCCGAACAUGUCGCUGGUAGCGCUGAGGAAACCCGCAAGGUCUCUGAGGAAGAGGAAGCCAAGAUCAAAGCAACCGCAGCGCGACCAGAUAUCUAUGAGCUCCUCUCACGCUCGCUAGCGCCGAGCAUUUACGAGAUGGACGAUGUCAAGAAGGGAAUCUUGCUCCAACUUUUUGGUGGCACCAACAAGUCGUUCGAUAAGGGAGGAAGCCCCAAGUACAGAGGUGACAUCAACGUACUUCUGUGCGGUGAUCCCUCGACAGCCAAGUCGCAGAUCCUUCAGUAUGUGCAUCGCAUUGCCCCUCGCGGUGUGUACACAUCCGGUAAAGGUUCAUCCGCUGUCGGUCUGACUGCAUACAUCACCCGCGACCCUGAGACACGACAGCUCGUACUGGAGUCUGGCGCGCUUGUUUUGUCCGACGGAGGUGUCUGCUGUAUUGAUGAGUUCGACAAGAUGUCUGACUCUACGCGCUCUGUGUUGCACGAAGUUAUGGAACAGCAGACAGUAUCCAUCGCCAAAGCCGGUAUCAUCACCACCCUCAACGCAAGAACCUCCAUUCUCGCUUCCGCUAAUCCCAUCGGCUCCAAGUACAACGUCAAUCUUCCGGUCCCGCAGAACAUUGACCUCCCGCCUACGCUACUCUCACGUUUCGAUUUGGUCUACCUGGUGCUUGACCGCAUCGACGAAAUGGCCGACCGAAGGCUAGCAAAGCAUUUGGUAGGCAUGUACCUGGAAGACACUCCAGAGCAUGCCAAUCGCAACGAGGUGCUCCCAAUCGAGUUUCUCACAUCAUACAUCUCCUACGCUCGCACAAACAUCCACCCGAAGAUCACCGAUGGCGCUCAAAAAGCGCUUGUAGACGCUUACGUCGCAAUGCGCGCCCUCGGUGCGGACGUACGCUCUCAAGAACGUCGUAUCACCGCGACCACGCGUCAACUCGAAUCAAUGAUCCGUCUCGCCGAGGCACAUGCUAAGAUGCGUCUCAGCGAGAUCGUGACCGCAGACGAUGUCCAUGAAGCCGUUCGCCUCAUCAAGUCUGCGCUCAAACAAGCCGCUACUGACGCCCGUACCGGUUUGAUCGACAUGUCUCUUCUCACUGAGGGCACUUCGACGAGCGACAGGAGAAGGAAGGAGGACCUCAAGCGCGCUGUGCUUGGCGCUAUUGAUGAACUCGGCAGCGCAGGCCAGAACGUGAGACUGAGUGAUUUGGCGAAGAAGGUUAGGGAUGGCGCGACAGAGCAGAUCGAGAACCAGGAGUUUCUCGAGGUCCUGAAGGCGGCUGAGUUGGAGGGGAGCGUGCAGUUGUCUGGUGAGGGGCCGAGGAGGAUGGUCAAGAGGGUUGUUGGGGCUUUCUAGGCGUUGGCAUGAUGAGAUGACUGGGAAUGGUGACGACUUUAGGCGUGCGGUUUAGCGCAGUGUAACAAUGAAGAGAAGGAGCUUCACGAUAUACUAUAGUUGCGAUGGAAGCAUAUGUAGAUAUUAAUCGACCUGACCC
Molecule: messenger RNA, 3244 nt
Organism: Paraphaeosphaeria sporulosa
Lineage: Eukaryota; Fungi; Ascomycota; Dothideomycetes; Pleosporales; Didymosphaeriaceae
Product: DNA replication licensing factor mcm4
Exons: 3
Coding region: 73-3105 (1010 amino acids)
Biological process (GO): mitotic DNA replication initiation; DNA replication; double-strand break repair via break-induced replication
Cellular component (GO): MCM complex; nucleus
Molecular function (GO): ATP binding; single-stranded DNA helicase activity; single-stranded DNA binding
Source: RefSeq, a predicted model, not a curated record